Salvelinus namaycush (lake trout) is the source of this 567-nucleotide messenger RNA. RefSeq names its product histone deacetylase 6-like. Bases 251 to 520 code for a protein of 89 amino acids. The record is from RefSeq and is a predicted model, not a curated record. The transcript has 4 exons. Lineage: Eukaryota; Metazoa; Chordata; Actinopteri; Salmoniformes; Salmonidae.
ACGAAACGGGGAGGGACACACCUGAAUUUCUCAAAUUGAAAGUGUCGUUUUUAGUUGCACAACGUUUUGUUUUGCAACUGUUUGGGACUAAUGAUUACACUCCCGAUUGUGGUCUUUCUUGACGUCAUUUCUUUGCGCCCUGUCUGGGCGUGUGCGACGUUGUUGUCACUCCACUUGGCGCUCAGACGGAGGGUUAGCUAACGCGAAACAUCAAGUGUGUUUCUGUGGACGGUAGUGUAUCUGCUGCAGCAUGGAUUCUGUGCCAGAGCCCAGGCCAGUCAGACGUUCCCCUCGCACGUCAAAGUCACCGGAGAACAACGCAGCCAAAAAGGGUCGGAAGAAGACGGGCAACCUGCAGGAGACUCGGAGGAGAGGAAGAAUGGACAGAAGUAAAGGAGAAGAGGACAUAGCCAAUCAACUGAACAACCUGGAUCUGUGUAACGAGGCUUCAGCCACAGGGACUGGUCUGGUGUUUGACAACUUGUUCACACACCAUCGCUGUCUUUGGGAUCCCAGGUGAUUGUCAUGUUAUCUCAACCCUUUUCAUCUCUCCUUGCUGCUCCAGGU